GGAGUGGGAUAUCUUGGCAGUGCCGCUCACCCACGCCUUAGGCUAGCGACCUUCGCCCGUGGGCAGAUUUUCCUCCGAUCAUCCUGCCUGGUUGGCUGUCUCGAAUCUCCCCACGGCAAGAGUCUCAAGAGCGACUGAGGGAUUCCCCCGUCGUCCUGGGCGCCAAGAUGAUUGCUAAUUCUUCACCAAUGGCUGUUAUCGUGCAUGCUCCAUUCCAGAGUGCGAGACUGGGACAGAGAUUUUCAGAGUGACCGGCUUUCUGGGCGUUUAAGAACAGGGUCUACCCCUCUCCUUCGCUGGUUUCUUCUUUUCUUUACCCAAACCGAUUCUCAAUUCCUCCCCAGGAACGUUGUUUCAUAGAGGUCCAACUCACGGAGCCUAUUGUUCGGAUAGCUCGACGAAAUGGUCAACGACAAGGCCGCCGAGCCAGGCGCGGUACGCCCUGGUCAUGCCGACCUUAGCCAGCCAGCUUACUGCCUUCCCUACGAAGUCGUCUUGAAGGAGAUCGGCACGGACAUUGACGAAGGUCUCACCAAGGACGAGGCUGCCCGUCGCCUCCAGCAGUACGGACAGAACAAGCUCGACGAAGGCGAGGGCGUCUCGAUCAUCAAGAUUAUCGUGCGCCAGGUGGCCAACGCAAUGAUGCUAGUGCUGAUUCUGGCCAUGGCGGUCAGUUUCGGAAUUCAAUCCUGGAUCGAGGGCGGCGUCAUCGCUGCAGUCAUUAUGUUGAACAUUGUCGUUGGUUUCUUCCAAGAGUAUGCGGCUGAAAAGACCAUGGAGUCUUUGCAUAACUUGAGCUCUCCUACCGGAACUGUAACCAGAGGCGGCGAAACCUUUUCGAUUCCGUCCCAUGACAUUGUUCCGGGUGACAUGAUCGAAUUGAGGACUGGUGAUACCAUCCCCGCGGAUAUCCGGUUGGUCGAGGCCGUUAACUUGGAGACCGACGAAGCGUUACUCACCGGUGAAUCUUUACCCGUCCAAAAGGAAUGCGACGCGACGUUCAAAGAAGACACUGGCCCUGGAGAUAGGUUGAACAUCGCCUAUUCUUCCAGUACUGUCACUCGUGGUCGUGCUCGAGGUGUGGCUGUGAAUACCGGCAUGGCUACCGAGAUCGGAUCGAUUGCAGCUGCUCUACGCGCCACCAACAGCAAACGUCGUCCAGUAAAGCGCGGCCCUGACGGGGAGACGAAAAAGCGCUGGUAUGUCCAGGCAUGGACGCUCACUGGAACUGACGCAGUCGGACGUUUCCUUGGAGUUAACGUGGGCACUCCGUUGCAGCGAAAGCUGUCCAAACUUGCAAUCCUCUUAUUUGGAGUUGCCGUGCUCUUUGCCAUUAUCGUCAUGGCAGCGAACCUGUUCUCCAACGAUAAUGAGGUUAUCCUGUACGCUGUCGGAACCGGUCUUUCUAUGAUCCCUGCGUGUCUGGUGGUUGUCCUCACAAUCACGAUGGCCGUUGGCACCAAACGCAUGGUCGAGCGAAACGUUAUCGUUCGCAAAUUGGAUUCGCUUGAGGCGCUUGGAGCAGUCACGAACAUUUGUUCUGAUAAGACCGGCACCUUGACUCAGGGUAAAAUGGUGGUUAAGAAGGCCUGGAUCCCCUCGCGCGGAACCUACUCCGUUGGUAACUCCAACGAACCCUUUAAUCCGACUACUGGAGAUGUGACGUUUUCCUCCGUACCGCCUCUGGAGUUCAUUGAUGAAAAGGAAGGCCCCGUCGUCGAGAGUGCUGAAGGCCUGGUCGACGGUAACCGUGCUCUUGAAGAUUUCCUUGACGUCGCGUCCAUGGCCAACCUGUCUCACGUUUUCAAAUCCGAAGAAGGAGAAUGGUGUGCACGAGGUGAGCCGACUGAGAUUGCCAUCGAAGUUUUUGCUUCCCGUUUCAACUGGAACCGAGACCGAUGGACCAAAGGUUCGAAGGCUGCGUGGCACCAAAAGGCAGAAUUCCCGUUCGACUCGACCAUCAAGAGGAUGUCCGUCAUCUUCGGAAAGACGAAGCCUGAUGGAGAGGAGCAUGAUAUGGUGUUCACCAAAGGAGCCGUCGAACGCAUUGUUGAUGUCUGCACGACUGUCAUCUGGGAUCAAGACUCUUCUACUGCUGUACCCUUGACCGAUGCUAUGCGCGAGAAGAUUCUCCAGAACAUGGAGGAGCUCGCGAAAUUGGGUCUGCGUGUUCUGGCUCUGGCUCAUCGACCAUACAAGGAGCAAGCCCGCCUUCUCGAGGGCUCUGACCUCAACCGUGACGAGAUUGAAAAGGACCUCUGCUUCCUUGGUCUUAUUGGACUGUAUGACCCUCCACGCCCCGAAACCGCGGGAUCGAUUGCCGCCUGCUACAAGGCCGGCAUUACUGUGCACAUGGUGACUGGAGACCAUCCGGGAACUGCCAAGGCGAUUGCCCAACAAGUCGGCAUCCUGCCGGCAGAUAUGUCAACUGUCAGUGCCGAUGUGGCUGAUGCUAUGGUGAUGACCGCUGCUCAGUUCGAUAAGCUAUCUGAUGAUGAGAUUGAUGAUCUUCCAACCUUGCCGUUGGUCAUUGCUCGCUGUGCUCCUCAGACCAAAGUGCGCAUGAUUGGCGCAUUGCACCGACGAGGUCGGUUCGCGGCUAUGACUGGUGAUGGAGUGAAUGAUUCCCCGUCUCUCAAGCACGCUGACGUGGGUAUUGCCAUGGGACAAGCGGGCUCCGACGUCGCAAAAGAUGCAUCGGAUAUUAUUCUCACCGACGAUAACUUUGCAUCUAUUCUCAAUGCCGUUGAAGAAGGCCGUCGAAUUUUCGACAACAUCCAAAAAUUCGUUCUGCACCUACUCGCCGAGAACAUCGCUCAGGCAUGCACCUUGUUGAUCGGAUUAGCCUUUAAAGACCAGGACGACAAAUCCGUGUUCCCGCUGGCCCCUGUGGAAAUCCUCUGGAUCAUCAUGAUCACUUCCGGAAUGCCCGACAUGGGUCUUGGCAUGGAAGUCGCAGCACCAGAUAUUAUGGACCGCCCGCCCCAAGCCAAGCAAGGCAUCUUCACCUGGGAGGUCAUCGUCGACAUCCUCGUCUACGGCUUCUGGACCGCAGCACUCUGCCUCUCAGCCUUUAGCCUGCGCAUGUGGGGCUUCGGCGACGGCAACCUAGGCAGCGGCUGCAACCGCGAAUACUCCGAACAAUGCGAGCUCGUCUUCCGCGCGCGCGCCACGACGUUCGUCUGCCUCACCUGGUUCGCGCUCUUCCUCGCCUGGGAAAUGGUCAACAUGCGCCUCUCCUUCUUCCGCAUGCAGCCCGACAGCAAGAAAUACUUCACGCAGUGGAUGUACGACGUCUGGCGCAACAAGUUCCUCUUCUGGUCUAUCAUGGCCGGCUGGAUCACCACGUUCCCGAUUCUGUAUAUCCCCGUGCUCAACACCGUUGUCUUUAAACAUACGGGCAUUUCAUGGGAGUGGGGCAUUGUCUUUAUCGAGGCGAUUCUGUUCUUCGCGGGUGUCGAGGCGUGGAAGUAUGCGAAGAGGGUGUACUUCCGUCGCCAGAAGGCGAAGGCGCAGAGUCAGAGCGUCAGGCCGUUGGGCGACCCGAGCACCCACUCGGAAGAUGCCUAACGAUUGCUCUCCCUCGCUCGUUCUGUGAGAGGUCGAGGGAUUCUGUCAUUAUUGGAACUGGUGAAGCGUUAUUCGGGCUUAGACUUAUUGGUAUUUUGGACAAUCUUUGUGGUUUGUUGGUGGGGUGGUAGAUGGGCGGGGGAGUUUGGGCUGGUAUGGAUUGGUAGCGGCAGCGAUAGCAGUAGUGCUUUGAUUAUGGUAGGUAGAGGUUCAGGUAGGCACUGGUCUAGGAAUAGUAGUAGAAUGCCAAUGUGGAUGAAACG
This is a messenger RNA of Aspergillus calidoustus, 3833 nucleotides long. The record is from the annotation of a GenBank genome assembly. NCBI's taxonomy places the organism in Eukaryota, Fungi, Ascomycota, Eurotiomycetes, Eurotiales, Aspergillaceae.